This is a messenger RNA of Bipolaris oryzae ATCC 44560, 1683 nucleotides long. RefSeq lists its product as uncharacterized. The record is from RefSeq and is a predicted model, not a curated record. Lineage: Eukaryota; Fungi; Ascomycota; Dothideomycetes; Pleosporales; Pleosporaceae. Gene Ontology annotation, molecular function: CoA-ligase activity. Bases 1 to 1683 code for a protein of 560 amino acids. The transcript has 2 exons.
AUGGUAAUAUUCAAAUCAAAACAACCACCUAUCGAUUGGCCUACCAACUUGACGGACUGGGAUUGGCUCUUUGAUUCAACUUACUCCCCAAUCAACAAUUAUCCACCAAGCGAGCUUGCAGGCUUCCAAAACGCCAUCACGAAAGAACGUGUGAACUGGGCUGAUGUAAAGAGGUACUCUACAUACAUCUCUACAUCUUUAGUCAAAGAGUACAAUCUCAAAGAAGGCGAUACGGUGGCUCUUUUCAGUCAGAAUACAAUAUGGUAUCCGGUAGCGAUGUUUGCCGGGCUCCGUGUGGGUGCGAAGAUCAACGGUGCAAGCCCAGCAUACAACGUUGAGGAGAUGACGUUUGCACUCAAGACGGCGGAUGCAAAGUUCUUGAUGACUACAUCCGGAAGUAUGGAAAUUGCAUCCGCAAGCGCAAAGGCUGCAGGAAUACCUCAAUCAAACAUAUUCCUGCUUGAGGGCGAGCUACCUGGUUACACCACGAUCCAGGAUUUGAUCCGCAUGGGAAAAUCUUAUGGUGAGUCUGGGCAGACAGCUGCUUUCAAAAUCCCUCCUGGGAAGAAAAAUAAAGAUGUUUGUGGCUUUCUUUCAUUCUCAUCUGGAACAACUGGACUGCCAAAAGCCGUCAUGAUCAGUCACCAGAACGUUAUAGCGCAGUGUCUGCAAGCCCAGCAGUUAACGCCGGAAACGCAUAAGAAGGUCAUGGCUGUACUUCCGCUCUUCCACAUUACAGGCUUGGUUCAUCAGAUGCACCUCCCAAUUCUCAUCAACGCGGAAGUUGUCAUGCUUCCGCAGUUUUCAAUGGAGAAAAUGCUAGACGUCGUUGUCGAAUACCAGCUGAAGGAGCUUUUACUGGUGCCUCCAAUCAUUAUCCGACUAGUUCGCGACCCGCUGGUAGAUAAGUACGACCUCAGCCACGUUGUUCGCUUUUCUUCCGGCGCCGCUCCACUUUCUGAAGAAAUCAUCCACCAGUUGCAGAAGAAAUUCCCACACACGGGCUUCAAGCAAGGCUAUGGAAUGACUGAAUCAUGCUCUUGCAUUACUGCUCAUCCGCCCGAUAAGUAUGAUUACAAGUACGCCCACUCUGGAGGCGCUAUAGUUGCUUCUACCGAGGUCAAAAUCAUCAAGGACGAUGGCACAGAGGGAGAUAUUGGCGAGGAUGGUGAAGUGCUGGCUCGUGGACCCCAGGUAGUGAUGGGAUACCUCAACAACGAAAAAGCUACCCGGGAAACAUUUGAUGCAGACGGCUUCUUGCACACGGGUGACCGCGGAUCCAUCAGCGAGGAAGGCAUGAUUUACAUUUCCGACCGCAUCAAAGAACUCAUCAAAGUCAAGGGUAUCGGUGUUGCUCCAGCCGAGCUUGAAGAUUUACUUCUUGGCCACCCUAAAGUCGAGGACGUUGCUGUCAUGAGCAUAAAAGACGACUACUCUGGAGAGCUACCAAAAGCGUAUGUAGUGCUCAAACUGGGUGUCCAAGAGAGUACCGCAGUCGGUAAAGAAAUCAUCGCUUUCGUCAAGGAGAAGAAGGUUAGAUACAAGUGGGUCAAGGAGGUUGAGUUUAUUAACGAGAUACCGAAGAGUCCUUCAGGCAAGAUUUUGAGAAGAGUGUUGCGCGACAAGGAAAAGGAUGGCAAGUUUGGCCUUGUUGUUAGAGACGGGGUCAAGGCUAGGUUGUAA